Abrus precatorius (Indian licorice) is the source of this 2904-nucleotide messenger RNA. RefSeq names its product nucleolar protein 10. NCBI's taxonomy places the organism in Eukaryota, Viridiplantae, Streptophyta, Magnoliopsida, Fabales, Fabaceae. The record is from RefSeq and is a predicted model, not a curated record. Gene Ontology annotation, molecular function: protein binding. Gene Ontology annotation, biological process: maturation of SSU-rRNA from tricistronic rRNA transcript (SSU-rRNA, 5.8S rRNA, LSU-rRNA). Bases 215 to 2305 code for a protein of 696 amino acids. Gene Ontology annotation, cellular component: nucleolus; small-subunit processome; nucleus. The transcript is spliced from 16 exons.
AGCCCUGCCAUCUUCUCUUUUACACACUCUCUCUCCUCUGGUACAGUUCUACAACCACCGCGCGACACGAUUGCAACCUCCUUAGUCUUUGUUUGUUUAUCUCUUUUUUCUAUCACUUUAAUCUCCGUUUCGUGCUUUGUUACCUUUCGCCAUUCACGUCACAAACAAACAGAUUGUUGAAGAAUACAGAACUCCAAACUCGAAAACAGUAAUAAUGGCUACUCGUGACGGCGGCAUGAAGUCAACGUCCAUUAACGGAGUCAAGAUGUACACGAUAGCUUCACAGCAACCUUCAGUCGCUUCAUGGCUCUCUUCUAAGAAAAAGAAAUCUCAUCGCAACGUGAAAAGUUACACGCAGAACUUGCAAUUGCUCGAGGAUUUGAGGUUCGCAACCGCCGCCACUAAGAUUAAGGCAACUCCUGAUGGAGAGUAUAUCAUAGCUUCAGGUAUAUAUCCUUCGCAAGUGAAAGUCUAUGAGGUGAGGGAGCUAGGGUUGAAGUUCGAACGCCAUUUUGAUUCGGAGAUUGUUGAUUUUCAGGUUCUGACUGAUGACUAUUCAAAACUUGCAUUCUUAUGUGCUGAUCGCUCUGUUUGUCUACAUGCGAAAUAUGGAAAGCACUACAGUUUGCGCAUACCAAGGAUGGGAAGGGAUAUUACUUAUGACUGCUGGUCGUGUGACUUGCUUUGUGCCGCUUCAUCCCCAGAUCUGUACAGAAUUAACUUAGAGCAGGGGCGAUUUCUCUCCUCCCUAAACACACAGUCCCCUGCAUUGAAUGUAGUUUCUCGAAGCAAGCUUCACGGAUUAGUUGCCUGUGGUGGCGAAGAUGGUGCUGUAGAAUGCUUUGACAUGCGUGUGAGAUCUUCAGUUGGUAGAAUUGAUGCUGUUGGACCUAGUGGUGAUGUAGACCAGGAGGUCACUGCAUUGGAGUUUGAUGCAGAUGGAGGUUUCUUAAUGGCUGUUGGAAGUAGUGCAGGAAAGGUUCUCAUCUAUGAUCUGCGUUCAUCACAUCCUGUACGAAUACAGGAUCAUAUGUAUGGCAGUUCAAUAUUGGAUAUUAAGUGGCAUCGUACUCUUAACUAUGAACAACCAAUGUUGAUUACCAGUGAUAGUCAUGUUGUUAGGAUAUGGAAUCCUGAAACGAUUGUAAUUUGUUGUUCCCAGGGAGAAGGCUUGACCAGCAUUGAACCGACAACAGGAACCAUAAAUGAUGUGUGUACAUUUCCUGGCAGUGGUUUGAUCUUGCUGGCCUUAGAUUGUAGCCAAAUGCCAUCUUACUUCAUACCAUCACUUGGACCUGCUCCCAAGUGGUGUUCUUCCCUAGAGAAUUUCACUGAGGAGUUAGACAUGGGUGGACAAACUACUAUUUAUGAUCAUUACAAAUUUUUGACAAAGGAGGAGCUUGAGAGGUUAAAUUUGACCAACCUGAUUGGCACCAAUCUACUUAGAGCCUACAUGCAUGGCUUCUUUAUUAAUCAUGCAUUAUACAAAAAGGCAAAAGCACUGGCAGAUCCUUUUGAAUAUGAAGUUUAUAUCGAACAGCAGAAGAGAGAAAAGAUGGAAGCUGAACGUGCCUCAAGAAUCACAAUCAGGAAAAAAUUACCUAAAGUUAAUCGGGCCCUUGCAGCUCGCCUUCUUGAAUGUGAAGAAGCUGAAAAUGAGAAGAGAGAUGCUGAUGAUGGUGAAACUAAAAAGGCAUCCAAGAAAAAGAAAGGGCUUAGCAUGCAAGAUCUUCAAGAUGAAAGAUUUAAAGCUAUAUUUACUAAUGAGGAUUUUGAGAUUAAGGAUUCCUCGCAAGAAUAUCUGGCUUUACAUCCUAUGGGUUCUAAGAAGCAAACAUCUUUGUUAAAGGAACAUUUUGAACCUGUCAUGUCAGAUGAUGAUCAAAGUCUAAGUGAUUCUGAUGCAUCAACAUCAUCAAAAGAUGAACCUGAGAAUAGAGUGACAGAGAAAACUCGGGUUCCAAGAAUGUAUGAAAUUAAGAAUGAGCAGCAUGCAGAGGCAUUCUGGAGCCAAAAAUCACUUGCAGGGGAGGAUUCACUUCCUAUGGGAGAUAGAGUGGCAGCUCUCAAAGGUGAUCAACAAUCUUCUCGUGUUCCACGUGGUGUUAAGCAGGGUCCAGGAGGAUCACGGGAAAUCACUUUCACCACGAGAAGCUCAGCUAAGUAUAAGGAAGACAAGGAAGAUCAAGAAGUGCAACACCGGAAAAAGAGAGGAGUUCAAUCCUUGGGGCUUAAGACCCACAGAUCAGGUUUUCAUGGUCAAGGGAGAGGUAAACGUGGGAAUGGCAGAAGAGGUCGUCGAUGAUGACCUUUUACAUACUGUAAAUGGUAUUCGAUUCUUCUUAGAUCUUUCUUGAUCUUUAUGGCUCAGUUUUCCAUGUAUGUAUGGUCCCUUCCCACAGGCUGAAGGCGUGCAGGGUAGGCAUGGCUGCAGGGCCACACGAUCUCUGAUAUAUCAUAUGUUGCUUAGCAUAUUAAACUGUUAUCUUAUUUAAAUUUUUGUUCUUUCCCCCUAUUUUUGGAUGCAGUAUCAAGAUAAACUGUUUUGUUUGGAUCCUACGUUUUUGGUUACAGUUUUGUUUUUCUAAAGCCUAGUAGGGGAGGAGGAGGUUGGAGUAAUGAAAUGUUAAUCUCAAGGAUUUAGCACCCGCCCUUCGGGUUCCACUGCUUCCUCCCUCAUAGAAGAAAAAGGCCCAUACUGCUAUUGAUUAAUAGUUCCGACAGAAAGAAAUGUUUAUUGACAUUGGAAUAUGAGUUCCUGAUCAUUUAUGUUGUUAAUGUAUUCUCUUAAAGUAGUAGAGAAAUGCUAAAUUUUCGAAUUUGUAAUGAGAGCUUAUUCAUAAAAACGUGGAUGGAUUUGGUUACCAAAUAGAUUCGUCAAUUGCUUAAUUACCAAUGUUAAUG